Messenger RNA from Sphaeroforma arctica JP610, 187 nucleotides. RefSeq lists its product as hypothetical. Gene Ontology annotation, molecular function: guanyl-nucleotide exchange factor activity. The transcript has a single exon. The record is from RefSeq and is a predicted model, not a curated record. The annotation marks the transcript as partial. Lineage: Eukaryota; Ichthyosporea; Ichthyophonida. Gene Ontology annotation, biological process: small GTPase-mediated signal transduction.
AUGGACAAGCAACAUCAGCAGCUCUUCAGCGAGUGCAAAGCCGUUACCUCCACCGCCAACAACAGCUCUGUCAUCCGAACGCUUGUGCUGAACGCCACCCCCACUUGUAUUCCUUUCGUGGGGCUGUAUCUGCAGGACCUGACAUUCAUUGAGGAGGGAAACGCAGUCACACUCGCAAGUCUUGACG